CUCCCGGUUCCCGCCGGCACCGUCCGGGCCGCCAGGCGCUCGGUUUCCUGCACCGCGUUUCAUUUUAUCUGCGCUUGUUCGCCGGUCGCCCUCCGGCCGGCCUCUCCUGAGGCUUCGGCAGGCUCGGCCUCCCUCGGACGGUGUCAUCGUCAACCAUCAGCACGCGACUGAGCAGCACCGGGCCGGAAACAGAAAUCCGGGUUCUGCUCUCUGCCCUGUCGCCGCCGGGUCACCUUGGACAAGCGACUUAUCCCCGGUUUCUGCUUUUGCAAAAUGGGCAAUGAUAACUCAGACCCUGGAAUUCCUUAAGGGCCCCCUAGAUCUUCUCGUCUUGAUAUUCAGCUUUUCCCAGCGCGUGGCUCACGUGGGACUCUUAAAGCUUUUCCUACUGCGCUGUGAGGACAAAAUGAGAUGACACAGCGUUGCAUACUUUGUUUUCCAUUUUCACCUUUAGAUGCUAUUAUUUUAUUUUAUUUUUUGACCCCAAACCAAAAGAAUGACUUCUGGAAUGUAUUUAGGGUUUGAUUACGGAAAAAAACAACGAAACCACUACCCAGUCCUGUGCCCCAGUCCAAAACAAAAAAACAGUGAAGAAGAUAACAGAGUGGGAAGCUAGGGCUAGUAUGUAGCAACGCUACUGGGGAGUGGGAGUGGGGAUUCCCUGCUAGAAGAGGUGAAGCAGAGAAUAUGUCUUUCCACUUGUAAGUCCUGCUAUAGAAUAUGGCAGUCCAUAUGUAAUUGGCUCAAUGGUGGCCCAAAGCACAGUGAUGGAGUAGCAGGGCUGGUAACAGUCGUUGCAGUAAUAUCUGGCCACCACCGAAAGAGUAGAACAUGGUGACCUGCUCCUAAGACUGUUUGGCAGUGUUUUUUUUCAGGGAUCCUUCAUCCAGGCUGGUAACGUUAGAAUGAGGAAAUUGAAGCAAUGGCAGCUAUCUAUGGCGAGGAAUGGUGUGUCAUUGAUGACUGUGCCAAAAUAUUUUGUAUUAGAAUUAGCGACGAUAUAGAUGACCCCAAGUGGACACUUUGCUUGCAGGUGAUGCUGCCAAAUGAGUACCCAGGAACAGCUCCACCUGUUUAUCAAUUGAAUGCUCCUUGGCUUAAAGGGCAAGAACGUGCAGAUUUAUCGAAUAGCCUUGAGGAAAUAUAUAUACAGAAUAUUGGUGAAAGCAUUCUUUACCUGUGGGUGGAGAAAAUAAGAGAUGUUCUAAUACAAAAAUCUCAGAUGACAGAACCAGGCCCUGAUGUAAAGAAGAAAACUGAAGAGGAAGAUGUAGAAUGUGAAGAUGAUCUCAUUUUAGCAUGUCAGCCAGAAACUCCUGCUAAAGCAUUGGAUUUUGAUAUCAGUGAAAAUCGAACAGAGAUAGAAGAAUUACCUCCGAUUGAUCAUGGCAUUCCUAUUACAGACCGAAGAAGUACUUUUCAGGCGCACUUGGCUCCAGUAGUUUGUCCCAAACAGGUGAAAAUGGUUCUUGCCAAAUUGUAUGAGAAUAAGAAAAUAGCUAGUGCCACCCACAACAUCUAUGCGUACCGAAUAUAUUGUGAGGAUAAACAGACCUUCUUACAGGACUGUGAAGAUGAUGGGGAGACAGCAGCUGGUGGGCGUCUUCUGCAUCUCAUGGAGAUUUUGAAUGUGAGAAAUGUCAUGGUGGUAGUAUCACGCUGGUAUGGAGGAAUCCUACUAGGACCAGAUCGCUUUAAACAUAUCAACAACUGUGCCAGAAACAUAUUAGUGGAGAGGAACUACACAAAUUCACCGGAGGAAUCAUCUAAGGCUUUGGGAAAAAACAAAAAAGUAAGAAAAGACAAGAAGAGGAGUGAACAUUAAUACCCAAAAUUAUAUGACAGGUUAAUAUGCCUAUCACUGUUCACAAAUUCCACAGUCACCAGGGAAUAUUGUGCAGAGAGGAUCCUGGACUGCUCAAGUUGGCCAAACCAUUGUGGACACCAGCGCUGUCUUUUCUUCUUUGGUUAUAUCAUCUGCCAAAAAUAGAGAACUUGUGAUAUAUUCAUGUGUAUUUCAGGCUGAUUCAGAAGAAUUAAUUUGAACUUAAUUGCCACUUCAUCUAAUUGAGGAAGGUAACAGUUGCCCAGGGCAGUACCUGAAUUAACUGUCCAUUUCAGUGCUUGUCAAGUGCCUUUGUUAGGUGGGGAAGAAAUGUCUCGAGAGGAGUAUAAAUACCUGGUAUCUUGUCGUCGGGAUUCUCAUUAUGUUAAAUGAAUAUUGCCUUUGACUGCUAUUUAUGGCUUAUUGGAAUAGGAGCUCAUGGCAGAUUGAUCUUGGAGAGUUUCUUCUUGUGAUUUUGGUUCACAGUAAGUCACCUUUCAUUUUAUAGUGUUCAUCAUUGAGUAAUGAUUAAGCAAAAAUCCAGGAGUAUCCAUCUGUAGUUAUGUGCUGAAGUGAUAAUUAAUCUGCCAGAUUUGUUUGCAUAAGUGUUAUUGCUUCCGUUUCUGUUGCAUAUUGGUGAUUGUGAAAUUUCAAAAUGUGACUUUUCUAACCUCUGCUUUUUUUGUUUAAUUCUUGUAAUGUAAAGCAGUAGAUAGGGAGUGUCUGUAGUUUUCUCCCGUCCCUGAAAUGUGUUAGUGUAAUAUUCUGUUUCUGUUUUUUUUUUUUUUUUAACAUCCUGGAAGUACCUUUCUUGUGAUCUUCAUUGAGGAAUUAGGACGAUGCUACAAGCUCUGCCGCAGUUAAUGGGGCGUUUAUAGAAGGGGAUAGAGGUGGGGAAAGCCACACUGGUGUGGGUAGCACGUCAUCCGGUGGUUAUGUAAGUGUGACGCAUGAUUUCUUCUACAUUCCAGCCAUCUUUCUCAACUCCAUGACUUUGCAGAGAAAAGGAACAAAUGUUUUGACUGGAAAAACAAAGAAAAUCCCUCUUUUUUUUCGUUAUUACCAGAUUUCCCUUUAUAUCAGUGUUUUAUGUUCCUCCUUUCAUCUGUAAGUUAUGCCCUAUACCUCUACGCAUCUAGACAAUACAGUUAUCUUUGAGAUAUAGCAGUAAGCUAUUAGCUGUUCCCCCUUUAGAUAUGAUUGCAAACAGUUAUUGAAAGUUAUUAAUUGAUUGCAGAUUUGUCUGGGAUUCUCUUCCAAACGCAGGGAACGGAAGUUCGGAGGCAACUUGGAAUGGUGCUUGCAUCAUGGAGAGCAUCACAAAUACUCUUUUUCUGUUCCCUUGCUGUCUUGCCUUUGAAAGACCCCAAACUCUUAUUUGGUAUUUUUAAUAAAAAUCUAGUAAAUGGCUUUAUACUAGGAUGGAUUCAGAAGUAAAAUCCAAAUUGUAUUUGUUGUAAAUAUGUCUAAUGUUGCCAGUGAUUAGUAGUUAUCAGAGGAUGUCCUAGAUAUAUUUAGAACACUUACCUCAGAUUCCACGAAAAGUUAAGUAGCUCCUGUUAACAAGUUGAAAUCCAUUAAUUAAUGUUAACUUCACAAUUUUGGCAUGUCUGACCUGUGAAAGAAGAUAUGAAACAGGAAGAAUUUGGUGCUGCUGAAAAAUUCAGUUAAUUUUUCCAAACACCAAAUUUGAAUUUCUUUCUUGCUGUUUCAUCUCACAGUUAUUUAGGUCUUUAGAUAGAAGACCUUAUAUCUGUGAUCUCAUUUGCCCUUAUUUUUAAAAAAAGUCUUAUUUUUGCUUCUUUCUACAAAAUUAUUAGUCAUAUUUUCCUGUUUAAAAAACCCAAUAUCCUUUGCCCAAAGGCAGUUAGCUAGUAGGGAGAGAUCUCAAAGUCUCCAAUUCUGAAAUCUGAGUUACUUAUAUUUGUAUUCAACCAUUAUGGACCCCCAACUAAUGAUAGCAUCUUUUCUCUAUUUAAAAUUUCUCUCUAUUAGAGGAUUUUCAGAUUCUCCAAACAAUAAUUUUCUAUAGCCAGAUCUAUAUGCUCUGGCAUAUUUUAUAAUAUACAGUAUUAGUUAAAAAUAUUCUCCAUAUGCCAGUAUGUAAGAGCAAGUAGCAUCUACUUUUUAAUGGGAAAAACAGUAUGAUUUGGAGGUAUGUAUCAUGAAACAGGAUAUAUUUGAAAAGAAUUUUAUCAAGCUAAUCACACCCAAGAAAGACUAGCAUGAAGCAGAUACUGUUUGGAGGGCAGGUGAAAUUUACUGGAAAAAUUGUAUAAUCACUUCUAAUUCUACUCUCUAGAGAUAACCAUUAUUAACAUUUGCUAUGUACAUCCUUCUAUUUUUUUCCUAUGCAUGAUUUUGUAUAUAUAGCUAUUUUUAUUUCCAUAAAAUGGUAUUAAACUGUAUAUACUGUUUUGUAUCCUGCAUAUUUCAUAUAGAAGUAUAUUGUUAACAUUUUCCCAUGUCAAUAAAUAUUCUUCUAUGGCUUA
This is a messenger RNA of Mustela lutreola (European mink), 4317 nucleotides long. RefSeq names its product impact RWD domain protein (gene IMPACT). Lineage: Eukaryota; Metazoa; Chordata; Mammalia; Carnivora; Mustelidae. Gene Ontology annotation, molecular function: protein binding. The record is from RefSeq and is a predicted model, not a curated record. The transcript has 11 exons. Gene Ontology annotation, biological process: regulation of translational initiation. Gene Ontology annotation, cellular component: cytoplasm. The coding region runs from base 923 to 1825 and encodes 300 amino acids.